UGGCCUCCAGCACCUCCAGUGUAAACAAGGUAGGGUGUGAGUAGCUCCGGUGCGAGUGUUCCUGGCCUGACCUGGGGAUUGGCCUGGGUCACAGACGCUAGGUGAAGGUGGUGGCGGCUUGUACCACUCAAGGUGACAUUGACUCUGAGGGCUGGGAGGAUGUCGUACUAACAGAAGAGACAAAGAGACAGGAAGGACGCGAAGAUGAGUCUGGGAAACAUAAGCAUUAACUGUCCGUGGGAGGACAACUCACCAGAGCCUCUCUUAGACAUUUGUGGAAAAUAUGUCAUCGCUCAUCCGGAGACCUUCUGUGUUCUACACCAACUCAGUGGGCUGUGGUUCCUUCGGCCAGGCACGGCCCUCCCAACAGAACUGUGUGAGAGGCUGAUAAGUCUGUGGCAAGACAUAGAUCCAGAAGCACUUGAUGAUAGGUUUAUUAAUAUAUUUAGAGACUUGGCUAAUACAAGAUUAAAGAGAGUAACUUUGAGAAACUCUUCAGUGUCUGAUGAUGGGCUAGGUGUUCUUCUCUCUCAUAAUUUAAUUGAACUUGAUAUUAGUAACUGUAGUAAACUCUCAGAGCGAACAUUAGAUAACAUAAACAAAUAUGGUGACAGUCUCCUGACUCUAGUGAUUGGAAAAACUAAAGACAUUCUACCGAGUUCAGUGUCAGCUGGAACACAGCUUGAGUCAAGCACUGGAAAAGAUGGCAGCCCAGUGAGUGAGGUGAGAAAAAGAGAGUACAUCCUGCGAACCCCAAACCUACGGAAACUUGUGGUGCGGGAGCUGAUACAACCCAAGGAUGAUGGGUACUUUGUUCUGCUCUUGCAGCCACUCACAAAGCUGACUCACCUUGACUUGUCAGGCUGCUUCUUCCUUCAUGACAUCAAAUAUCUCCUUCCCAUGAAGAAUCUAGUCUCCAUAAAUCUCCACUGUGCGCAGAGAAUACAAGACACAAUCCCAGUUCUUUCUGAAAUCAAAACAUUGAAAUUUUUGGAUGUGUCUCAAGCCAACCAGACGUAUGGCAUGUUUGAGUGCCCAGACACAACACUAGCCAAUCUGGUGUCAAGUUUGCCAAAUCUUACAAGCUUGGAUAUUUCUGGCACAAAUUUGUCAGGGGAUGGCACGUUUGAUGAAUACAGAGAUUCAGAUGAUGAGCAUCACAGUGAUGUAGAGGCAGACUUAUGUGAUAUUCCCGGCUUGCGAUGUCGCAUCAACAACCCACUGGAGUUCUUGGGUCUUUACAACACACUUCAUGAUGCUUGUCACAGAAGCCACAUCCCUGCCAGGGUGAUCACUGGUGAUGCCAAUGAGGAGCAGAUACUGGCUGCCAUGGAAGCUUAUUUAGAUCGGCCUGAUGUACUCGUCAAGGCCCUAAAUGAGCUGUUCCAUAUCUUCCGGUUUGAGACGUGCCAUGACCAAAAGCGAGCCCUCAACCUCAUCCUGCUGGCCAUGCUCAGGCACCGCCGGGAGAAGCACAUUCAGAUAUCUGGAAGCGCAUCACUGUUCUAUAUUGCUAAGACUGAAGACAAAAACAGUCUGAGUGUAAGAGCCAGACAGAAGAUGAUUGGGGUGUUGUUGGAUGCAAUGGAGACUCAUCUAGAUGACUCUACUAUGAUGCGAAAUGGAUGUCUCACUCUCUGUCAGUUCAGGAUACCUCAGGAUGUGCUGUUUGAAUAUCGACGUCUUGUCCAGCUUCUGCUGCGCCUCAUCAAAGGCCGAGAUGAUGGUGAUGAUUUUGUGCGAAGGAUUGCCAUUUAUCUCCUUAACUCCCUUGCUUGCCAGGUGGAUGGAGAACAAAAGGAACUUGUUGGAGAUCUAGGAGCAAUAGAGACAAUGCUGAAGCUGAUCAGUGACAGGCUGCAGGAUGAUAUGCAUGAUGACAUGCUGGAGAUUGCCUGGUCUGCAAUGUGGAAUGUGACUGAUGAGACGCCUAUCAACUGUCUUCGUUUUCUUAAUGGCGAAGGGAUGACCUAUUUCCAGAAAUGCCUCAAGGCAUUUCCGGAUAAACCCGAAUUGUUGCGAAACAUGAUGGGACUGUUGGGCAAUGUAGCAGAAGUGAAGGAGCUUAGACACCGCCUCAUGACUCCUGAGCUCCUCACCACCUUUGCUGAUCUUCUAGAUUCCAACUCGGAUGGCAUUGAGGUGAGCUACAAUGCUGCAGGGGUGUUGUCCCACAUUGCCAGUGGUGGGCCUGAGGCCUGGACCAUUGACCGUCCCACCAGGGCUGAAGUGCUGGAGAGAAUGGUGGCAGCAAUUGAGCGCUGGGACUUGGCCUCAAAACGUAACAUUAAUUACAGAUCAUUUGAGCCCAUCCUAAGACUACUGGAGGUUUACCACACUCCUCAGUGUCAACACUGGGCUGCCUGGGCACUGGCCAAUCUAACCAGAGUUUAUCCUGAUAAGUAUUGCUCACUGGUGGAGGAAGAGGGAGGAAUACAGUUACUACAAGCCCUUCUAGCUUCCCCAACCCCUUAUUCCCGCAUCAAGAUUCUGGCACAGAUUGUCAUCGUUCAGUGCCAACACUACAAGGAGGAUGGAUCUUUGGAGCACAUGGAUCUGGAUUCAAACUCUUAGAGAGAAUAUAACAUCGUCAGUUUUGGAGUCAUUCUUGAAGUUUCUGGAAUGAUGUUUUAGUGUGAUAUUUGUUGUCUCCUCUGUUGACAGUGGCUGGUUAUUAAUGUUCUUGGCAGAGCUAAUCAAAUGAAGCAGAACUGUUUCUUAGAAAUUCAUUGUGAGGAAAGUAGUUAUAUGGAGAUUUGUUUGUAAGAUUCUCUGUCAAGUUACAGAGACUUGUAAAACAACAGUCUAAUACAUACAUUACUUUAAAGUUUACUGCUUUGAGCUUCUGAGACUGACAUUCACGUUAUUUUCUUACCUGCCAGUACCUCUGGAUAAUAUUUGACUCUUGGCAUGCAUUGAUUUUUCAAUUUAGCUUACAGCAACACUUUGAUUAUCUAUCGGUUUUCAAUGCAGCUCUCAAUAAAUACUCCUUAUGCA
This is a messenger RNA of Scylla paramamosain (green mud crab), 2997 nucleotides long. Its product is annotated as protein zer-1 homolog. Bases 205 to 2574 code for a protein of 789 amino acids. The transcript is spliced from 13 exons. The record is from RefSeq and is a predicted model, not a curated record. Gene Ontology annotation, molecular function: protein binding. Lineage: Eukaryota; Metazoa; Arthropoda; Malacostraca; Decapoda; Portunidae. Gene Ontology annotation, cellular component: Cul2-RING ubiquitin ligase complex.